AUCUGAAGAUUAUACAUAUUAGAAGACUACCAAUAUUCUUUCGUCUUUGCAUUUAUUGCCCACGAUUAAACAGUGUUUUGUUUUAGAAAUUAUUUACCAGAAAUUCAACUUUAUUUCUAUAAAGAUGGCUGAAAUUAACAACUCAGUCUACCUUGAGAGCCUCGACUUUUCACACGAACAGAUCACAUGUUUCAAGCUUUUUCUGGGAUUAUUUGCCUUCUUCAUUUUCCUUUUUCUUCUGUUCUGUGUCGCCCUCAAAGAAAAGCUGAAGCCUCUUCUAGAAUUUGACAUUGACAGUUUACGAGCUACACCAGAAAACAACAUCCAUGUCAUAACUAGAACUGUUGAACAAAAUGAAUAUAUUUAUGGUCGAAAGGAAGUGGGGACACCUGCAUGCCAGUCAAUAGGGAAAUGUAUUGUGAAAUGUGCUGUGGUAAUCGCAACGACAAUUUUGAUGAUGAUCUAUAUGUUUGAUUUCUUCCAGGACACAUAUGUGAUUUACUAUUUAGUCAAGCAAAAGAAAAGAAUAAUUGCAUUCAUUUAUCUGGCCUUAACCAUGAUUCCAACAUUUUUGUCAUAUUUCUUAAUGCUUUAUCCUCUUCGGUUCCACGUGGACCCAUCAAAUAAGCGACGUCGAUUAGCUCUCGUGUUGUUUGCUUGUUCUCCAUUUUUGAAAAGCUGCAUUUUAUGUUGGACAAUACUAAUGGGUUGGAAACGUUGGAAAGUGAGGUGGUAUUUACAAGCUUUGACGUUUCUUUGGUUGACCGAAGCUGCUAUAGAGGGAAUUCCUCAGACCAUUCUACUGUGGUAUCUCAAGUAUGGAAAUGAAGAUUUAAACAUAGAUCUUCACAACACAAAGGAUAUUUCUUUAGUCCUUAACUUCGUCUCCUCCUUUCUAAGUGUAUUUUUUGCCACAAAGUACCUCAAUAAAGAUGAAGACCAAAGGCUUGAGCAUUCAAAAAGAACUGUUGGAAAAUCGUACAGAAAUAAAUUUGUAUCUUUUUUGCGUGAAAUUGCUUAUUUACUCGCGUUAUUUUCUGAAAAAGGUAUCGAAAUUUUUAUUCGAAUUGUUAUGUUUGGAACAUUUGCAUCAGUUGUUGGAUGGGAGCCUGCUUUUUAUGUAUUUUUAGGCCAUUUUGGCAUUUUUCUUUUCUUUACUUGGUUUUGCUUUCGACAACUUAAACAGAAGCAUAUUUACUAUGAAAACUGCGCAAAGAACACUAGUUUGAUGUCUAGUCUUUUAGUUGGUAUUUUUGCAAACAUAUUUUUCUGUCAUUCCUGGGCAUUUUGCCACAUUAUGUCCAGAAAAGUUGUAUAUAUACUUUACUUUCUUUUGUUUUACGCCACUUGCAUUUCUCUCUCAGUAUCAUCUAAUGCAAUUUCUGGUGUUGUGGAUGAUUUUUCAAUAAUUUUAUACUCAGUCUUUAUUUUUCAAAUCAUGUUUCUUGCGUUUUGUUUUGCUUUUAGAGAAUGUAGAAGGAAAAGAUUGUUACAAAGAUAGAUAGCUCUGACUUCUUGAUCCUUUUCU
This is a messenger RNA of Saccostrea echinata, 1528 nucleotides long. RefSeq lists its product as uncharacterized. The transcript has 4 exons. NCBI's taxonomy places the organism in Eukaryota, Metazoa, Mollusca, Bivalvia, Ostreida, Ostreidae. The record is from RefSeq and is a predicted model, not a curated record. Bases 125 to 1501 code for a protein of 458 amino acids.